GCGGUGUCCCUGUAGGGCAGAGACCACGUGUGCGUCUGUGUGUGUGAAAUCACCACUGUCCUUCAAAGGCUAAGCUUUCCGCGGCGCUACUGGGUAAAUCCAAGGUCAUUUCAGUCUGAUCACACGCAGGGUGCUUGGCGGUGUGAUCGCGCGCGUAUGUGUGUGUGCGCCUGCAUGUCUCCCGAGCGUGCGCAUGUGAGCGUCUCUUCGGCUACGGCAGAAGAGCUCGAGUCGAAAAGCGGAGGGAACUUCGCCUGCAUUCCUAUCGAUGUAUGGGGUCUGUGGCUGCUGUGGGGCAUUGAGACCCCGAUACAAGAGGCUCGUUGAUAACAUCUUUCCGGAAGACCCAGAGGAUGGACUAGUAAAAGCAAAUAUGGAGAAGCUGACCUUCUACGCCCUCUCGGCCCCGGAGAAGCUGGACCGCAUUGGGGCCUACCUGUCGGAAAGGCUAUCCCGCGAUGUGGCCCGACACAGAUAUGGGUACGUGUGCAUCGCCAUGGAGGCCCUGGAUCAGCUGCUAAUGGCCUGCCACUGCCAGAGCAUCAACCUGUUUGUGGAGAGCUUCCUGAAGAUGGUGCGCAAGCUGCUGGAGGCCGAUAAGCCCAACCUGCAGAUUCUGGGCACGAACUCGUUCGUGAAGUUUGCCAACAUCGAGGAAGACACUCCCUCAUAUCAUCGCAGCUAUGAUUUCUUUGUGUUCCGCUUCAGCGAAAUGUGUCACUCCACGCAUGACGACCCUGAAAUCCGGACAAAGAUCCGCAUGGCGGGGAUCCGGGGUCUGCAGGGAGUGGUGAGGAAGACUGUGAACGAUGAGCUUCAGGCCAACAUCUGGGACCCACGACACAUGGAUAAGAUUGUACCGUCGCUGCUGUUCAACCUCCAGCAGGAAGGGGGCAGAGAGAGCCAGUCACCCCCACCGCUGCCACCAUCACAAGUCUCUGAGAGGGAUGCAGACAGUGCGGCUGAGCUGACAGAACGAUGUUUUCGGGAGCUUCUGGGACGUGCGGCUUAUGGCAACAUCAAGAAUGCUAUCACGCCAGUGCUUAUGCAUCUCGACAGCCACUCUCUCUGGGAGGGCAAGACCUUUGCUUGCCACUGCUUCAAAAUUAUCAUGUACUCGAUCCAGUCCCAACAUUCCCAUCUAGUCAUCCAGCAGCUUCUGGGGCACCUAGAUGCCAACAGCAAGAACUCUGCCACAGUGCGAGCUGGGAUAGUGGAGGUGCUCUCUGAAGCAGCUGCCAUAGAGGCCAGCGGCUCCAUUGGGCCCACCGUACUGGAGGUGUUCAACACCCUGCUGAAACAGCUUCGCUUCAGCGUGGACUACGAACUGACCGGCUACUACGACUCCUGUGGCGACGGUGGCCUCAAGGUCAAGGUGCACGAGGAGAGGCAGCUGCAGGAGGCGGUGAUCAAGAUGAUUGGGUCAUUUGCCAACACCCUGCCUACAUACCAGUGCUCAGAGGUCAUGAUGUUCAUCAUGGGCAAAAUUCCCAUUCCUGGAAUGUACCCGGCCUUUGGAUCUGCCAGCUCAGGGGUUGAAAACUGCAGAAUGAUACAAGUCAUGUUGCUGAAGUCAUUAUUGCAGGUUACAAGAGGCUUCCGGGCCACUAACAUGCUGACAGCUCUGCCCAGCUCCUUUUUGGACCCCCUGCUCUCCUCUGCAUUGAUGGAGGACGCUGAGGUCCGUCUCCUGGUCCUGGAGAUCCUGGUCAGCCUCAUCGAUAGGCAUGACAAUCGACCCAAAUUCUGCAUUAUCAGCAUCAUCCCUGACAUCUCCCUGCUGAAGCUGAAAGUAGACAAAUGCUCUCGGCAGGACAAUCUCUUCAUGAAUAAGCAUUCCCAGCAUCUCUACCGGCACAUUUUCAUGUCCUGCAAAGAGGAGAGUAGCACCAGGCCACACUUCGAGGCAUUGUAUGCCCUGCUUGCCCUCAUCAGCAUGGAGCUGGCCAAUGAAGAGGUACUUGUGGAUCUCAUCCGUCUCACCCUGGCCCUACAGGACCUGGUCCUGGCCAAUGAGGACGGCCUGCCAGUGUACAAUCGUUGUGCCAUCCAUGCCCUGUGCGCUGCCUACCUGAACGUCAUCAGCCAGCUGACCACUGUGCCGACCUUCUGCCAGCAUGUCCAUGAGGUUAUUGAAAAUCGACAGAAGGACGUUCCGUUUCUUUUGCCUGAGGACGUCUUCACUGAAAAUCCCCAAAUCCCCAAGACACUGGAUAAUGUAGAAGGAGGGGUUCUGUUCCUUCAGAGCAAAAUCACAGACGUUCUGAGAGGCAGUGGAUACAACACAGAAAGACUGGCCACCCCAUACAUUCCACAAUUCACAGAUGAGGACAGACUUUCGAAGAGGAAGAGUAUUGGGGACACUGUCUCCCUGCAAAUGGAAGUAGACUCCAGCAACAGCCCAGAAAAAAAGUGCACUCCUGCAGAGGAGAUCACAUUUGAAAUUUUGAAGAAGGCCAUUGUGAAUAAUGCUGGUACAGAAGAGCAAGAACGAGAACGCAGAAAACAAGUGGUGGAGAAGUUCCAGAAGGCCCCCUUUGAGGAAAUAGCUGCCCACUGUGGUGCUCGAGCAUCAUUACUGCAGAGCAAACUCAAUCAAAUCUUUGAGCUCACCAUCAGGCCUCCCCCCAGUCCAUCUGGCACUUUAACUGCGGGGCAACAACAGGAACGAUCUGUCCCUGUUUAUGAGAUGAAGUUCCCCAACCUCUGUGUGUACUAACACGCAUGGCAAGGAGAUCCUGGGCGAGGAAGGGGGUUGGAACAGCAGCAUCUCUCUUUCUCUAUUGAAAAAUUCAGAAAUCAUCCUUCCUUGUCCCACCUUCAUUUCGUGUAACAGUACUGACAGAUAACAAUAGUCUCUUGCAAUCUUUUCUGCACCGAAGAAAUGCAGAAACUGACACGACAUCUCCCAGCUACCUGCAGUUGUCAGAGUCCUAAAACUCUACAUGAUGUUCUCUUGUUCCUUUGCACUGUUGCUACCUUGGGUAUAAUUGUACAGAAUGGGGGCGUGGGAAACCCUGCACAGAGGGAUCCAUGGUUUAUUCAGAAAAUGUACUGUAGCUGAACCAGAAUCUAAGAAUUGCCGUCGAGAAAAGCCGAAACGUCAAAAGCCAGAUCAAGACUGUCAUAAACCGGAAUUGGAAUGCAAUUGGUAAACAGAGUCAGAAUACACAGAAGAAUCACAACACAGAUUAUAGCUCUCAGAAAUUCAACAAAGGAGUAUUUAUAGAGGUACUGGAGAAAUUAGCUGCAGGUGCUAAAACUCUGGUGAGUUUGACCAGAGAAAGUUACCUGCUUAUUGGGAAGAUCUGGGCAGGCACACAGAUCCAGGAUUGUGACUGAUCACAAUAAUAAAUUCCAUCCAUCCAUCCAUUUUCCAAACUGCUCAUCCUACUGGGUUGCGGGGGGCCCAGAGCCUAUCCUGGAAGCAAUGGACACAAGGCAGGGAACAACCCAGGAUGGGGGGCCAGCCCAUCGCAGGGAACACUCACACACCAUUCACAAACACAUGCACUCCUAUGGGCAAUUUAGUAACCCCAAGUAGCCUCAGCAUGUCUUUAGACUGUGGGGGGAAACUGGAGUACCUGGAGGAAACCCCACGAUGACAUGAGGAGAACAUGCAAACUCCACACAUAUGUGACCCAGGCGGAGACUCGAACCCGGGUCCCAGAGGUGUGAGGCAACAGUGCUAACCACUACACCACCAUGCCGCCCCUCAAUAAUAAAUUGAAAUGUAAAAUAAGAAUAACUUUAUAGUAAUAGAACUGUAAAUUUUGAGGCAAAUGUACGCCAUAUGCAAUACGGUAUGUAAACAUUACAAUUUGUGAAUUCUGAGAAGGUGCCAUUAAAUUUAAGAGAGCCUGGUUUUUGGAGUAAUGUUAUUUAUGGUUUGUGAAUGAAAUAUCAUUUGAAGUUGGUCUACACUGAAGCUGUUCUUUACAUGACAUCUAUUGCUAUUCAGGAAUAUGCUGUAGAACACACGAGUAAUGAACAUUAUUAAAACGGAUAGUAUAUGUUUAAGAUUCACCCUUAAACUUAAACAUCUGUUACUGUAUGUGCAUGCUAUGUUUUUCAUUUCAAAUUUAUCCAUUAAAUCUCCUCACCAAAGAGCCAUAUUUUAAAAUGUCGUGUAUGAGCUUAAAGGGAGCAGGUUGUCAGUAGUAUACAUCUCCAGCACUUUUAGGAGUGGGAGGAUCAACUAUAGAUGUAAAGUCCAAUUUCAAACCUUUUUCACUUUCAUUUAUGGUAAUAGCUCCAAAAAUGAAGAAUCUGCAGUGAUUUUGUGAUGAAAUUAUGAUGUCAUUGUUAGUCCUAUGACAGUAUCACUUACUUUCUGGUUGUUUAUUAAUCAUUUUAAUAAAAUCUGGUAGAGAAGUGGAUCAUUUAUUUCACUGUACUUUUUGUGCUAUUAUGAUCUUACAUGGUAAGAUUCUUCAGAAAUAAUUUAAUUUAUAAGAAAAUAACAUUUAUGAUUCAUAUAAUUUUGUGGACUCUGGUAUUUAUGCUCAUGUGUACUUAUUUCUAUAUUUCAUUUUUGAUUACUGAACUGUACAUUGUUUUUUGUGUUGUGUUUUUCUACGAAAUAUUUUCAAUUCACAUUAAUUUUAAACUUAAUUACUGUAAGUCAUCCAAUGUCUCAGCAGUUGCUUGUAAAAAGCACUUGCCCCUUGCUGCUGUUUGAAUCUUUAUAUGCUUGUAUUGCACAUUUUAAUAAACGCAGU
This is a messenger RNA of Brienomyrus brachyistius, 4721 nucleotides long. Its product is annotated as protein EFR3 homolog B-like. The record is from RefSeq and is a predicted model, not a curated record. Gene Ontology annotation, cellular component: plasma membrane. Bases 269 to 2719 code for a protein of 816 amino acids. Lineage: Eukaryota; Metazoa; Chordata; Actinopteri; Osteoglossiformes; Mormyridae. Gene Ontology annotation, biological process: protein localization to plasma membrane. The transcript is spliced from 23 exons.